AACUAAUCGAUCCCUCCAUGCUAAAUUGGGGCUUUCAAUUUUGAAGCCGCCGAGGUAUUCGUUUAUUUAAAACGUAAUUCUCAAUCCUUUCAAUUUCGUUUAUUUCUUUGAUACAAUUCGAUCUAUGCAAAAUAUUGAAUUGAGGUUCAAGAAAUCGCAAUUUUAAGGUCAACCCUAAUCGAAACCGCACGUUGGAUAUUGCCCAAUAGCUGGUGAGGGAUAGCCAUUGAAAUCUCAAGAUGCCGGCUACAGCAGGUAGGGUUCGCAUGCCUGCGAACAAUAGGGUUCACAGCAGUGCAGCCCUUCAAACCCAUGGCAUAUGGCAAAGUGCCAUUGGCUACGACCCUUAUGCACCCAAUAAGGAAGACAAGAAGGAUUCUUCACAAAAUCUGCCCAAUGCAGAACCUGAUGCUGAGAAUGCAUAUGCCAGCUUCCAGGGGCUUCUUCAGCUUGCUAAGAUAACAAAUGCUGAUGUGGAUGUAUCCCGUGGGGCCUGUAAGAAGUGUGGCCGUGUUGGGCACCUCAAGUUUCAGUGCAAGAACUAUGUGAAAAUCAAGGAUGAAAAUGAGGAGAAGGAUCCUGAGGCAAUGCUGCCUGUGGGGUUGGUAGGAUUGGAUAAAAAGUUGAAGGCUGAGAAGGUGGAUAGGAGAAGCAAUGGUGAGAGCUCUGAAGAAGAGGAGGAGGAGGAGGAUAGUGAGAGUUCAGAUUCUGAGAUUGAUUCGGAGAUUGAGAAAAUUAUUGCUGAACGGUCUGGGAAAAAAAUCAGUGGGAAGGGAGGUUCUUCUAGAAAGAAAGGGGAUUUGGAUGAUGGUGGGUCUGGUGAUGAUUCUGGCAAGAAGAGGAGAAAGAGAGGUAGGGCAAAGAAAAGGAGUACUAAGAGGGAUGUGAGUGAUUCAGAUGAUUCAAGUGAAAGGAGAAGGAGAAGGAAGAGAAGGAGGGAGCUCAGAAGGAAGAGAGACAAGUCUCCGGAUGAAGAUGAUGAGUAUAGGCACAGGCGAAGAAAGAGUAGGAAGGAGAAGAGGAGAAGGAGAAGCCGUCUAUCAGAUUCUGAUUCUGAAUCAUCUGAAGAUUCCAUUAGACGGCACAAGCGAAAGAGCAAGAGGGCGUCAUCAUCAUCUGACACUGAUUCAAGUGGAUAUAAUGAUUCAAGGAAGGGUAGGGAUGUCAACAAAUCAGAAAAGAGGAGGAGGCGCCACCAUGGGGAUGAUGAAUAAAGAUCAGCACAGUACUCAAUGUUAUGCCCCUUGAUGAUUCUAAAUUUCCAUGUAUCAUUUACUUAUAUGCUUGUUUAAGUAUUGUACUUUCCUUUGCUUGAGUUUCAGAGUUCGAAUGUUCAAUGACUCUGAUAAUCCUGACUUGUACUCUUAUUUUAGAUUAAAUACUUUUAAUAUAUGAUGUUAUUCUAUAGCCU
Abrus precatorius (Indian licorice) is the source of this 1411-nucleotide messenger RNA. RefSeq names its product CAX-interacting protein 4. The record is from RefSeq and is a predicted model, not a curated record. The transcript is spliced from 2 exons. The coding region runs from base 240 to 1214 and encodes 324 amino acids. Gene Ontology annotation, molecular function: nucleic acid binding; zinc ion binding. Lineage: Eukaryota; Viridiplantae; Streptophyta; Magnoliopsida; Fabales; Fabaceae.